AGAAGAUCGUUAUAUACACAAAUAUAGUGGAUUAUUUAGAAAUUCAGUUCUAUCAGGAUUAAUACAAUUAUAAAUAAAAUAUGUGACUUCUUACUAUUGUUUAUUUCUGUUCUAGUUAAAUGAUCAGUUGAAAAAUAUACCCUCUAACAUCGUCGAAGAAGAAGCGGAUGAUAACGAUAAAAAUAACGUUAAUAAACAUCCUGAGCAAAACUUAAACGACAAUAUACCCCAACAACUACCUGUUGCUCGGUUAAAUGAAGAAGAACCCUCUAUUGAAAAUAAAAAAAAUUUACCGCAAAAACGAUUAGAAAAUAUUGAUGAUAAUAAUGUUGAAGAUAACUCGUCAAAUAAAAGAGUUAAAGACAAUGACAUAUUUGAAGAUGAGCACGAACAGAAAAUUAACUUCCGAAAACAAGAAAAUUGA
Molecule: messenger RNA, 424 nt
Organism: Didymodactylos carnosus
Lineage: Eukaryota; Metazoa; Rotifera; Eurotatoria; Philodinida; Philodinidae
Source: the annotation of a GenBank genome assembly